This is a messenger RNA of Carya illinoinensis, 1306 nucleotides long. RefSeq names its product monooxygenase 2-like. The transcript has 5 exons. Lineage: Eukaryota; Viridiplantae; Streptophyta; Magnoliopsida; Fagales; Juglandaceae. The record is from RefSeq and is a predicted model, not a curated record. The coding region runs from base 698 to 1219 and encodes 173 amino acids. Gene Ontology annotation, molecular function: FAD binding.
AGUUGUAUCUUAAUGGGUGUUGGUUGGUCUUCUCAAAAGUUGUAUCCUUAUUUCCCACAAGUUGGUCAGCUUAAGUCUGAUUCUGAUUAUGAGGAGAAGUAAGCCUUGUCAGAUUUGUGACAAAAAUGAGGAGUUAGAUGAGCAUUGGAGGAGCAGAUUAAGGGGGAGCAUAUUGAUUUUUUGGAAUUGUGAAAUUUAGAGAGAGUUUUAAUAAGUGUGUUGCUAAGGGGGAGUUGAAUAAAUUUUUUAAUGUUGUUUUGUUUAAGAUAGUUUAAUAUUAAGGGGGAGAACUAAAUUCUGGUUUGCAAAAAUUAUUAUAGAAACUUUUACCUGAUGGUUGAUUUCAUUUAAGUUUAUUUUUGCUGGACAUAAUUUUGAUAUUGGACUUGAAUAUACUUAGAUUUUGAAUUAGAUUUUAAAUCUCGUGAAUUUUGAGAGUACUAAUCUUAAUCACUAUUCUAUGUUAGUAUUUUUUAUUCUUAAUUAUUUGCUAGGAAUUUUACUCGGUUUCUUAGUUUGCUGAUUGUGUUUUGAAGGUUUCUAUUACAUUCAUCAAUGUUGAUUUAGUCACCAAUUAGCCAAAAGGAGAGACUGUAGAUAACCCAUAUAUCAAGAUUUUUGUAUUAUUCUACGGGAACAUUUGAGUAAUUUCACCAUGUGAUCCAACGGAUCUGACAAGUCGCACCAAGCAACUUUAAUGACCAAAUGUUCAGCAGCCACUUCACGGGGUCAACAUGGACUUAGGGUGGUAUAUCGUAAAGCCUUACUGGAAGCUCUGGCAGAAGAAGUGCCAAUUGACUCCAUCCGUUUCUCUUCUAAGCUCAAGUCCAUUGAAAACCAAACACAAGAAGGCUCAUCCUUUACUAUCAUUCAUAUGGAGGAUGGAGCUACCAUCAAAGCAAAGGCUCUUAUAGGGUGUGAUGGGGUACACUCGGUUGUGGCACGCUGGUUAGGACUCACUGCGCCAGUCAACUCCGGCCGAUGGGCAGUACGUGGAUUGGUCGUAUUUCCCGAUGGCCAUGGAUUGAACCAUGAAUCCCAACAAUUUGUAACAAUCGGCAAAAGAGCUGGUUUCGCUCCUAUCAAUGAUAACGAGAUCUACUGGUUUCUCGUCUGCAAAUUUUCUUCAAAAGGAGAAGAUCACAUCGCACAUGACCCCGAGAUGAUAAAAGAGAAGUUACUGACAAUCUUGCCAAGGAUUUUCCCCCAUUGUACUUGAGGGUUGUACAGCAUUCAGAUCUCUCGACUCUUACAUGGGCUCCACUGAUGUCUAGGUUUCCAUGGGACUUGAUAUUCAGAAGCUUGA